Molecule: messenger RNA, 2601 nt
Organism: Oikopleura dioica
Lineage: Eukaryota; Metazoa; Chordata; Appendicularia; Copelata; Oikopleuridae
Source: the annotation of a GenBank genome assembly
AUGGCCCCCUCGUACGAGCCGCAAAUUCUGGAAGAACAAGAUGAUGACUUCGACCCAAAGACGGAAGACAUCCACCAAUACUGUAAAAUCAUCGGACUCGAUCCAUCGUCAGAUCCAGAUCUUGUGUGGAUAGCGAAAGAAGGCAUAAUGGCGAAAUUGCCACCUGAUUGGAAAGCUGUGAAUCAGGAGGGAUACGGGCUCUAUUAUUUCAACUUUAAAACUGGGCAAUCGAUCUGGGAGCACCCAAAUGAUGAAUAUUACAGAGGCAAAGUUCGACAAGAGAAGUCCAAGAAAAAAGGCGGUGUUCGCUCGUCUUUUGAGAAACUACCAAUACCAAUUAUUAAACCGACCGCAAGCAAAUCGCCUCUCAUUAAAGUUCAAAGCCGACGAGCAAUGUCUCCUCCUCCGGGAAUGGAAAAUCAUUUGCCCACUCCACCAAGACUUCCAAAGAGCAGUGAGUUCACUUCCCCAAGAUACGAAGCUCUGAUUCAAAAAACGGAGUCGUUGGAUAGCUCGAAAUCAAAAUCAGAAUCAAGCAAUACACCCAGAAAGCGUUCGUAUAGCAUUGAUAAAAAGCCGCAAAAGUCAAAGUCUGAAGAUUCAUUGCCUGCCUCGCUUGAGCAAGUUGACAGCAUUACACACAGCUACUCGGAUUUUACCGAGGAUUAUCAAGUAAAGACGCAGGAGAAAGAUGAAAUAAGCGCUGAUGUAAUGGAAAAUAUUCAGUCUGACAAUGGCUCAAAGCUCAAUCCACUGAAAACGUCGAUAUCAAUGUCAUCAAUCGACGAUGUUGACGAUUUGAUGCGAAGCUCUAACGAGUCUUUUGGGCGGCUUGGUUAUAAAAAACCAGUUCUCGGGGCUGAAUCAAAGGAUGACUCUGACUACAGCGAUGAAAGCAGCGACAACAGCGAAUCAGCUGGCAACAACAUCCAAAUGGAUAUUGGCGAUUUGACCCCAGCAAAGGAAUCAGUGAAGACACCGCCUGGAGAUCACUUUGAUAUUGAUGUCUCCCUAACAGAGUCAUCUGAUGUAAAAACUCCGUCAAAGUCGCACUCACAGAGUAUUUCGAAGUCCUCCUCUCUGGCAGGCAAUCGAUUCUUGAAGAAAUUGCCGGUGAAGUCAGACCAGAACUCUGCGAGUGAGUCGACCAACGGAGUGUCUGCUUCGAAGCAAUCAUACACUUCGGUUAGUUCAAGCGUCAAAAAAGCGCCCUCACUGACUCCACAAUCGACCCGGCCAAAAUCGUCUCGAGCUACUGAAAUACCCUCUAUCUCCGUUCAAAUCGAGAAGAAACGAAAGGAAGAAGAAGCAAAAAUCGAGCAAGAGCUUCGCGAAAUCCAAUUGAAGCUGCAAGAACAACGGCAAGAAAAGUACAAUCAGCUUAUGGAAGAGCACGACAAGGAGAUUAUGCGGAUUCAAGAUAGCAUUCAAGAACUUACUGAGAAUCAAAAGCAAGAGUCUUUUGGCGAAUUAGAGAGCUUGAAGAAAAAGUUUGUCGAUGACAAAGAAAAGAUUCUGAAGGAAGAGACUGAGCGCCACGAACGGGAAAUGUCAGAAAACUUGGAGAAGAUAAGAUCGGACUUUGCUCAGGAAAAAUUGCGUGCGACUGAAAACGAGGAAAAGAGAAUUCGCGCUGAACGUUUGAGAAUGGAAGAUAGUGCUGACAAAAGGUUCAAAGUGAAGACGGCCGAAAUUACUGCUGAAAUUGAAGCCAACGAAGCGGAACGAAUUCGCCUAUUACAAACACAAUUAACGAAGCAGAAAUACGAAACGCAAAAGCUUCAAGAGCAAGAUAAAGACCUCUUCGAGAAACUGAGAAAAUCAAGGCAUGAAAUUGAGGAACAGCACAAAGCGGAGCUCUUGGAAAUGCAAGAAAAUCAUGAAAAACAGAAGCGCCAAAUAUUGAAGUCGCAAGAAAAUGAAAUCAAACGACUUGAAAGCAAUCAUCUUGAUCACGUUUCAGCUUUGCACAAGUCUUUUGAGGAUCGACUAGAAGCGACAAAAACAAACUUGGAAGACAAGCGCAGAGAAUUUGACCGACGAGUAGAAAAAUGGGAGGCCGACCACAGCACCCGAACAAUGGCUUGGGCGUCGAGAAAUUUAGAAAGAAAAAAUGAGCAUGAGCGGCAGACUCUUCAGGUUUCUAUUAAUCGACAGCCGGAAGUCUCGGACAUGCCUCAGAACACGAUGAAUACUUCCAAAGAAAGCCACGGCUCAGAUCAACCAUUGACAACAAAGGAGCUUGACGAAACAGCAAAAAGUCAAACUGGCCAGAAGAGCAGAAUGCCCGAGCAGGAUGAAUCGAGCGACCGACCGGCGUCUUUGAGACUUCAAGAAUAUCUUAAAUCGCUCGAAGAAAAGAUAAACUCGUUCCAAGCACUAAGUAGAUCUUCCGAGCCUGAUUUUACAUCAACGAGAAAGCCAAAAGCCCCUGAGAGUAGGUUCUAUUCUUCAAAUGAUGUCUACAGCUCUGAGCGCUGGCGAUCGUAUUUUGGUGAAGACUACAAAUACAUUCCUGCUAAGAGUAUCCUCAACGACAGAAUUAUGAACGACUACAAAACGAAAAAUCUCCGACGACAUCCAUUUUCUACCUCCCAUUGA